This is a messenger RNA of Mycotypha africana, 817 nucleotides long. Its product is annotated as ankyrin repeat-containing domain protein. The coding region runs from base 50 to 586 and encodes 178 amino acids. Gene Ontology annotation, molecular function: protein binding. Lineage: Eukaryota; Fungi; Mucoromycota; Mucoromycetes; Mucorales; Mycotyphaceae. The record is from RefSeq and is a predicted model, not a curated record. The transcript has 3 exons.
AAUUUAUAUUAUCACUUUUCAUAGACUUCCUUUUUUUUACAUAUACAUAAUGACGAAUCACGAAGAAGUACUUGACGAUCUUAUUUAUUAUGCACGUGCAGGAGAACUUGAAGAACUCAAAAAUGUGGAAAAUGUGACACCCGAAAUGUUCGCAGAAAAAAAUGAUACAGGCAAAACAGCUUUGCACAUGGCAAGUGCUAAUAAUCAUGUAGAUAUCGUUAGCUACAUUUUGGAACAAUUUGCAAAGUUAGACAAAGAAAAAAAGAUAGACCUCGUUAAUGUCAAAAAUGAACAGGGCAAUACCCCACUGCAUUGGGCUGCGUUGAACGGUCAUUACGAUGUAGUUGAAUUAUUGGUGAACAACGGUGCUGAUUGCAAGAUUAAGAACAAUAUGAAUAUCUCUCCUAUUUAUGAAGCACAACAAAGGAACCAUGAAAAAGUCGCGGAAUUCUUCUUAAAAACUAUGGUAGAUGAAGAAGAGGAGGAAGAGCCUCUUGGGGAAGAUGAACAAUAUGUUGAAACUGGUGCGCCGAGUACCGUCACUUCGUCUGAAAAAAAGGACAGUGAGCAAGUAAAGAAGGAAUAAAGGACGUCAAAACAAUCAGUAAAUAAGACAUUUGUACAUUGUAUAUAGAAAACCAAAGGAUAACAAUUUGCACUAAUAAAAAUUAUUGCCUUGUCGAUAUAUUUCAAGUGUACAAGUGUCUUUAGCAACUGGGCAAAUCUAUUGUUUGAUACUUGACUAUUUUGGAAAUGUUUUCUUGCAAAUCAACAAAAAGAUUGAAAUUAGGCAUUCAGUUAUAAUAAAUACCAGGCU